This is a messenger RNA of Dovyalis caffra, 711 nucleotides long. NCBI's taxonomy places the organism in Eukaryota, Viridiplantae, Streptophyta, Magnoliopsida, Malpighiales, Salicaceae. The record is from the annotation of a GenBank genome assembly.
AUGAACUUGGCCCGCAAUGUCGAGGACAUGAAGAGUGGGAUCCCGUUCCAUGGUCUAUCCAAAACCACUGCAACUGACUAUGUUGUCAAUGUUGGUUUGGGCACGCCGGAGAAGGAAUUUCCACUCUUAUUUGACACAGGCAGUGGCCUCAUUUGGACUCAAUGUAAGCCAUGCAAGCCUUGCUAUCGAAAUGCACCGGUGUUUGACCCAACCAAAUCAACCUCAUUCAAACCCAUACCAUGUUCCUCAAAGCAGUGCCAAACAAUCGAAGAUGCAGAAUGCUCCUCUUCGAAGUGCAGCUACAAAAUUACAUAUGUAGACAACGACACCUCCAAAGGAAUUUAUGCGAUGGAAACAAUUUCCUUUAAACCAUUAAAUUAUGAAUUCAAGAACAUCCUGAUUGGAUGCAGCGAUCAAAUCUCUGGUGAUUUAGAUGAAGAAAAUUCUGGUGUAUUGGGACUGAACCGCGAAACAAUAUCUUUUCCAUCCCAAACUGCUGACAGAUACAACAAACUCUUCUCUUAUUGUAUACCAUCGACUCCCAGCUCAACUGGUUACCUUACUUUCGGCAGUGAAGUGUCGAAGGAUGUGAAAUUCUCUCCAGUGUCCAAAAGAGCACCACCUUCGGACUACGACAUCGAAAUGACUGGAAUUAGUGUAAUAGAAUACAAUAACUAUAAAACAAUAGAAUUAGUUUGUUUUGAUGUUUAA